Messenger RNA from Poecilia latipinna (sailfin molly), 11397 nucleotides. It is a transcript of the gene utrn, whose product is annotated as utrophin. Gene Ontology annotation, biological process: synaptic signaling. NCBI's taxonomy places the organism in Eukaryota, Metazoa, Chordata, Actinopteri, Cyprinodontiformes, Poeciliidae. The transcript is spliced from 79 exons. Gene Ontology annotation, molecular function: protein binding; zinc ion binding. Gene Ontology annotation, cellular component: plasma membrane. The coding region runs from base 520 to 11121 and encodes 3533 amino acids. The record is from RefSeq and is a predicted model, not a curated record.
CUAACUUUACAUCAGUGAGAGCAAUAGGGAGAAAGAGUCAAGAAAGCAACAGGAACAAAGUUGUAGGACCUGCACCGCCGUGUUCAGUUGUGAAAUGCUGUAACCGACUUCCAGUUUUAGGGACACAGCAAGCUGUAAACUACUAAGACAUCAUCGGAGUUUUGCUCGGCAUUAAACAGCAAAGAGGCGUCUCGUGAAUCUUUUUUUAAGGGAGCAUAUCGUGGAGACUGGAUGCUCUUCAGGAAGGGUCUCCUUACUUUAUCUGAGCUUGGACUUAAGCUUUGAUAAGGAAGGUGCUCUGUGCCUUGUAGAAAAUGCCUUAAACUGCUUGGACUUUUGUUCUCGGAAACAACUUUGGCACAUUAGGCCUUGUUUGUACAUUUUGAAGUUGUUUUGAGGGAACGCGUUUCCUGACCCCUGUGACAGACGGUGGAGGGGCAGAAGAAGAGCUUUCCCACUGUUUCCAAAGUGGCUUUGGGGUGCACCACAUAGUUUGAUCUGCUUGAUUAUUAAUCUACAAUGGCAUUACAAGGAGACACUGCAGAAGGAGGAGUCAAUGAAGAGUUUAAUGAAAUCAUCAAGUGGAGAUCAGAUGAGCAUGACGCUGUACAGAAGAAAACAUUCACCAAAUGGAUAAAUGCACAGUUCUCUAAGACAGGAAAGACCCCCAUCAAAGAUUUGUUUUCAGACCUGAGAGAUGGAAAAAAGCUGCUGGACCUGUUGGAGGGUCUCACAGAAACAGUCCUGACCAAAGAGCGAGGUUCCACCAGGGUGCACUCCCUCAACAAUGUCAACAAAGUGCUGCAAGUUCUGCAUCAAAACAAUGUUGAUUUGGUAAACAUCGGAGGGACCGAUAUUGUCGAUGGAAACCACAAACUGACGUUAGGCCUCAUCUGGAGCAUUAUUCUUCACUGGCAGGUGAAGGACAUCAUGAAGGACGUCAUGUCCAACCUGCAGCAGACCAACAGUGAGAAGAUCUUGCUAAGUUGGGUACGACAAUGCACGCGCUCGUACUCGGAAGUCAACGUGCUGAAUUUCACCACGAGCUGGUCUGACGGACUGGCCCUGAACGCAAUCCUCCACCAUUUCAGGCCAGAAGCAUUCAGCUGGGAUCAGGUGGUCAAAAUGAGCCCUGUGGAGAGACUCGACCACGCUUUCACCUUCGCCAAAAACCAGCUAGCUAUAGAGAAGCUCCUGGAUCCCGAAGACGUGGCGGUGCAGUUACCAGAUAAAAAGUCCAUCAUCAUGUACGUUACCUCGCUGUUUGCCGUGCUUCCCAAAGAUGUGAGCAUGGAGGCUAUCAGAGAGGUGGAGACGCUGCCUCGCAAAUACAAAGUGGAGGCUGAAGACUCAAAUCCAGGACUCGGCACACAGAGUGUGCAGAUGGAGGAGGCAGGCAGCAGCCCGCGACCCGAGACCCCCAGCACCCUGAUGGAGACAGAGGGGGAGAUGGACGGCAGCCUGCUGGAAGUGGACCUCGACAGCUACCAGACAACUCUGGAGGAGGUUUUGACUUGGCUGCUGUCAGCCGAGGAUGCGCUGCAUAUUCAGGAUGAGGUGUCGGACGAUGUGGAAGAAGUUAAAGACCAGUUCCACACACAUGAGGGGUUUAUGAUGGAGCUGACCGCUCAUCAGAGCAGCGUGGGCAAUGUGCUGCAAGCGGGAAACCAACUGAUUGUUCAGGGCAACCUAACAGAUGAGGAAGAAGAGGAAAUUCGAGAGCAGAUGACUCUCCUCAACUCUCGCUGGGAGAGUCUCCGAGUGGCCAGCAUGGACCGCCAGGCCAGGCUCCACGAGGUUCUGAUGGAGCUGCAGCAGCAGCAGCUACAGCAGCUCUCUGAUUGGCUGACACUGACAGAGGAGCGAAUCAAAAAGAUGGAGACGGAACCAGCAGCCAAGGACAUGGAUGUUUACAAGGAAAACAUAGAAAAACAUAAAGAACUUCAGAAUGACUUGGAGGCGGAGCAGGUAAAGGUCAACUCUCUGACGCACAUGGUGGUCGUGGUGGAUGAGAACAGCGGUGAGAGUGCCACUGCUGCCCUGGAGGAGCAAUUACAAUCUUUGGGUGAGCGCUGGGCAGCUGUCUGCCGCUGGACAGAAGAAAGGUGGCAUAAGCUGCAAGAGGUUUUCUUAGUUUGGCAACAGCUUUUAUCAGAUCAGAGUUUGAUUAGAGAAUGGUUGGCAGAAAAAGAAGAGGCUUUAAGCCACGUCCAAACCUCCAACUUCAGAGAUCCCAGUGAAAUGAACGCGAAUGUGCGACAACUAACAAUUUUAAAGGAGGACAUGGAGAAGAAGAGGCGGACUCUGGACAAGCUGUCGGAUGCCGGUCAGGAUGUGAUGCAGCUGCUUCAGAGUGCCGAAGCAGGAGCCAAGAUUGAGGCCGACACAGAGGAGCUGACUCACAGAUGGGACAACCUUGUUCAGAAACUGGAGGACUGCUCCUUCCAGGUAAUGGAGGCCGUAACAGAAUCUGGAAUCCCUCAGAUGGAGGAAAAAGUGACGGAGGCAGCAGCUUCUCCUGCUGUUGAUCAGGAGCUGGCCCAACCUGCUCCUGCUAAGAAACGACUGGUGGAGACAGAUGCAGAAAUCAGACGAAUGUUUGAAAAUAAGCUCUCUGACUUAACAAGCUGGAUUCAGACGUGGAAGAUGUCCGCUCGGUCGCUGUGCUCCACGCCCCCUGAAACCACAGCUGAUGCCCCAGACCUGCAGGAAAAACUAAAUGAGAUGAAAUUGCAACUGAAGGCAAAGGAAAGCACAGUUAGGGAACUAACAAAAGAAGGACGCAACCUGAUGGAGCAACUAGAGAGAGAGGGAGCAGGUGUGGACUCGGUGAGGGAAAACGUAGACCUGAUUCAGACCGAGUGGGACGUCUGUUCCAGGGAGCUCCAGGCCGCCCGAGACCGGGUUCUCACUCGGACCCGGAUCAGACAAGUUUCCUCGGAGCUUGCUGACCUCAACCAGAUGUUGGAGAAACAAGAUCAGUGGCUGGCUACAACUUCACUCGUAAAAAGCAACAACGAGGUUGAGCUGAGAAACCUGAGUGGAGAAUGUAAGUCCCGCCUCGCUCAGGUCACUGCCGUAGGUCCGCGACUCGAACAGCUGUCUUCGGAGGCAGGAACUCUGGGAACGGUGCCGUCUCUGAAAGACAACAUGGUCGUGGUUUCUGCACAUCACUCCUCCACACUACAGCAGCUGCAGAACAGAGAACAAGACGUGAAUCAAGCCUUGGCCAACGUCGAAGCCAACCAGGUGGUUCAGGAUGCGGUGGACGGCCUGGAGGCCAGUAUGGCGGCUUUGAAAGACGGAGUCGUAGACGUUCACACAGCAGAAAGGGCAGUGGAGCGGGCACAGGGCCUGUGUUUGGAGAUUGAACAAAAACAACAAGCCACUGAUCCAGCUGAACUACAAAAAUGGAGCCAGCUCUCUUCAAAAGCCCGCGAGGAGCAUGGCAUGCUGCAGUGCAUUCUGGGCAGCAUGAAAGACAAUCAGGUGCGUUUGGAACAAGUGGAGCGCUGGCUGGAUGCAGUUCAGGAGCUGCUGUCGAGGGACGCCACAGGGAUGGGCGAUGCUGAGAAUCUGCAGGCAGAGCUUAAUCAGUGCAAGGAGUAUGUUACUGAGAUGGAGCUCAUGGAACGUUCAUUAAUGCAGAUGGAAGAAAAUGUACAAGCUGUGCAGGCGACUGCAGUCCCAGGACUGGCCCAGUGGGGGCAGGAUAAGUUGGACCAUUGUCAAGAAAGAUGGGCCACACUCAGUAAACAGCUCUUGAGUCAUCAGGAGCAUGUGGCUGAGAACCAGGAGAAGCAACUGAACCUGAAGAAAGACCUGGCAGAGAUGCAGGAGUGGAUGGCCCAGGUUGACGAAGAGUUUCUAAUGAGAGACUUUGAGUAUAAAAGUCCUGAGGACUUGGAGGUGUCACUGGAGGAGAUGAAGCGUGCUAAAGAGGAUGUGCUACAGAAGGAAGUGAAAGUGAAAAUCCUGAAGGACAGCAUCAACCUGCUGGUGUCCCAAACAUCGCACCCCGCUGGAGGCUCCGGACAGGAGCUGACCUCCGAGUUAGACGGAGUGCUAGCCAAUUACCACAAACUCUGUGACCGCCUCAAGAGCAAAUGUCACACACUGGAGGAGGUCUGGUCUUGUUGGAUGGAGCUGCUUCAGUACCUGGACAUGGAGCAGGGCUGGCUCAACACUGUAGAGGAGAAACUUCAAGCUACUGAGAACGUACCAGAGAGCACUGAGACGGUCACUGAAGCUCUGGAGUCUUUGGAGGGCGUGCUGCGCCACCCCGGAGACAACCGGACGCAGAUCAGAGAGCUGGGUCAGACACUGAUAGACGGGGGCAUACUUGAUGAACUAAUCAGUGAAAAGCUUGAGGCCUUCAACUCCCGCUACGACCAGCUCAACCAUCAGGCAGUGAACCGGCAGAUUGGCCUGGAGCAGCAGCUGCAGACACUAAAGGAGAACGAACAGGCGCUCCAAACACUGCAGGAGUCCCUGAACCAGCUGGACCACACACUAACGUCCUACCUCACUGAUCGCGUAGACGCGUUUCAGCUCCCCCUGGAGGCACAGACCAUCGGUGCAGAGAUUGCUGCUCUUGAGGUCACGGUAGAAGAGAUGAAGCGAAGGAAUGUGACCAACUUGCCUCCUCCCACCGCAGAGGGAAAAUCGGCUCGUGGUGCCACCAUGCUGGACCAGCUACAGAGGAAACUGAGAGAGAUCUCCACGAAGUACCAGCUGUUCCAGAAGCCGGCCAAUUUUGAGCAGCGCAUGUUGGACUGUAAGCGAGUUCUGGACGGUGCUAAAGCUGAGCUACAUAUUCUGGAUGCCAAAGAUGUGGAACCUGAAAUAAUCCAGUCCCACCUCAGUGGUUGCAUGAAACUGUAUAAGUUGCUGAGCGAGGUGAAGCUGGAGGUGGAGACGGUGAUAAAAACAGGUCGUCAGAUUGUGCAGAAACAGCAGACAGAAAAUCCCAAAGCCAUGGACGAACAGCUUACUGCUCUAAAGCUGCUCUACAAUGACCUGGGGGCUCAGGUAACAGAGGGCAAACAGGACCUGGAAAAAGCCCUGUCUCUGUCUCAGAAGUUUCAGAAAGAGAGCGCUGCCCUGCAGGAGUGGCUGAGCACUAAUGAAGCUCAGCUACAGCAGAAGAACAGCUGUGGAGACAUGCCAGCUGACAUCGAGGACGAGAUUAGAUGGGCUAAUGGCCUGCUGAAGGAGUCGGAGCUUCGGAAGGCGGAGCUUUUCAACCUGACGGAGAUCGGCGCGGGUCUGCAGACGCUGGUGGAGGGUAGCGAGGCUCAGCUGGAGGGCAAACUCUGCGGUCUGAACGAAGCAUGGGACCAAGUUCGCACCUGGACCGAAGACUGGCUGAGUGCUGUUCUGAGUCACCAGAAUGAGGUGGAGAUCUUCGAUGAGAACCUGGCUCAUAUCAGCACCUGGCUCUACCAGACCCAGAUCCACCUGGACGAGGCCGAGCGGAUGCCUCCGGCUGAGAGAGGAAAAGUGCUGACGAGCAUGCUGGAGCAGCUGGACGUGAUCAGUCUGCGUGUGGACAAUGCGAGGGACCAAGCCGUCAUCCUCAUGACGAGCAGGGGGCCCGCCUGUCGAGAUGUCGUUGAGCCCAAGCUGGCAGAGUUGAACUGCAACUUUGAUAAAGUUUCCCAACACAUAAAAUCUAUCCAGAUGAUGACCAGCCUGGAGUCAGGGAAUUUUGAAGUAAACCAACAGAUACCUCAGGAGGUCACUCGCAGUCAGGAGAGCCAAGAAGAAAGUCAGACUCAGCUUGCUCAGACCGUGUUCCCAACUGAGAUAAAGGACCUUCAGGCAGAGCUGCAGGACAAGUUGAAGACUCUACAUGAGGAGCAGGACCCAGUAAACAUCCUUGAUGAUGAUAAGAUGGACGAGGAGAAGGCCAACGUUGAGGACUUGCUGAGAAGAGGAGAGGAGCAGCUGCAGCAAACUUCAGACGAGGCUCAGAAGGAAGAGUUGAGAGUAAUGCUGCUCAGGUUGCAGAGCCAAUAUUCUGCCCGCAGGGAAUUUCUUAGAAAUAGGCAGGUUACAAUCUCUGAGGUGCCAUCAUCUUCCCUCAUCUUCGGAGAUCAGACAUCAGAGUUUACUGCUGAGGAGACGUCUGCAACAGGUCGCAGCAGAGCUCAGACACUCACUCCUUCUGACUACCUGUUGGAGAUCAACAAAGUUCUUCUCGCCAUGGCCGACAACGAGCUGCUCUUGAACUCCUCGGAGCUUAAUGGGGGGCUUUAUGAAGACUUUUCAAGUCAGGAGGACACACUGAAGUCUAUUAAGGACAAUUUGGAGAAUCUGGGUGAGCAGAUACACGGGAUCCAUGAGCGACAGCCUGAAGCGAUGCGAGAUGCUUCCCCGGACGAAGUGGUUCAAAUAGGAGACAACCUAACACAGCUCAACGCAGAGUGGGACCGCCUCAAUCGCAUGUACAAUCAGCGCAAAGGGAGUUUUGACCGUGCCAUUGAGGAGUGGGGGCGCUUUCACUGUGACUUGAAGGAUCUGAGUCAAUGGCUGACUGAAGCUGAGAUACUGCUGUCCGAAAGCGUCGGCCCUGAUGGGCAGCUCGACCUCGGAUAUGCACGGCAACACCAGGAGGAGCUGGAAGAAGGACUUUCCAGUCAUCAGCCAGUCCUUACUGGACUGACUCGCACUGGGGAGCAGAUAAUCGGGCAGCUUUCACCUCCAGAUGGGCCUCUACUGGAAGAGAAGCUGGAAACUCUGGUGCAGCGCUGGAGAGCCGUCAAACGUCAGGUCUUAGACAGACAGCGCAGGCUGACUGGAGAGGAUCCAGCCCUGUUAGACCUGGUGAGGAGAUAUGAGCAUCUUGCUGUGUGGCUGGAGCAGGCGGAAAACGCUGCCAGCUCCCUGCCAGUCUCAGCCACUGACGAAAACCUGAAAGAGCUCAAGGCUCUUGCUGUGGAAAUGGAUGCUCAGAAUGAACGCCUUGGUUGGCUAAACAAACACGCUCCCCAGAUCUUGGCCAGCCCCAGUGUGAGCCUUCAAAGCAGAGACCAUCAUGUUGGAAAACUCAGAGCCAUCAAUCUCAAAUGGAGCAAGGUGACCCAUGACUUGCUGGAUAAGGUGGGGGAGGUGGAGACAAACCUGCAGAGUCACACUCUGUUCCAGGACAGAAUGGCCAAGCUGACGGACUGGGUCAUCAUCACAAACCAGACAAUUGUGACAAGAGGACUAAAUCCUGUCCAGGCUCAGGCUCUCGAGGUCUCCAUGAAAGACAGGAAGAAGGACCUGGAGGACUUACUGGCUCAUUCUAUCGAGCUGCAGAAACAUCAGCAGCUGUCGCCUCAGGAAAAGGGUAAAGUAGAGCAGCUGGCUGCUGACUGGAAAGCCCUGGAUGGCCAUUUAAGGGAAUCUCUUCAGGUUCCCGUCUCUCCAUGGACACAUCAGCAACAUGUUGUCCAGCACCAACAGCUUGUGUCUUCGGUGCCCUCAGCUGUUCACAUGGCCAGCUUGGCGAGUGAGGACUCCCGUCUUCGGGCCCCGUACUCGGCGGACACUGUGGCCCCCACUGAUUUGAACAAACGUGCCACAGAAAUGGCCGACUGGCUUCUUCUCAUCACUCAGAUGCUUAAAUCUAACAUCGUCACUGUAGGAGACACAAAAGAGAUCAGGACGACUAUAGGACGCCUUCAGGUGACAAAAAGUGACCUGGAGCAGCGUCACUCCGAGCUGGAAGACAUCUUCACCUUGGCACAGAACAUUAAAAACAAAACCUCAAACGUUGAUGUCCGCACCUCCAUUUCUGAAAAAUUGGAGAAAGUGCGCAGCCAGUGGGACAGCACUCAGCAUGGCAUUGAAGCCCGACUUCAGCAGCUGGAAGACAUGACUGUCCACAGCAAUCAGUGGGAGGAGAAAAGGAAGGAGGUGAAAGCCCUUAUUGCUCAUAACGAAGGACUCUUCCACAACCUUCUGCAGCGGGCCAAAGAUCCCUUGACUAAACAGCUCGAGGACUCCAAGGAGUUUUCCCAAGCCCUGGGCCAAGACCAAAUCGCAGCCUUCAACGAGCUUUCCAACCACCUUUUACGAGAGUAUUCCUCCGAUGACACCAGGAGAAUCAAAGAGGUCGCAGACAAACAGAACGUGGCCUGGAACAGCCUCAGCAAGAGGGCAAAUGACCGUCGUGCUCAGUUGGACAGCGAGCUGAAGGAGGUCCAGGUGUCUCUAAAGGAGCUGGAGUCCUUCCUCAGGUGGCUGCAGGAGGCCGAGACGACAGUCACCGUCCUGUCCGACGCCUCCCAGAGGGAAGACGUGUCCCAGGAUUCUGCCAACGUGAAGGAGCUGAGGCGACAACUGGAGGACAUCCAGGCAGAAAUUGAUGCCCACAAUGACAUCUACAAGAGUGUGGAUGGGAACAAAUCGAAGAUGGUCAAAGCUCUGGGCAACUCGGAGGAAGCUGUGUUCCUCCAGCAUAGGCUAGAUGACAUGAACCAACGCUGGAGUGACCUCAAGGCCAAAUCAGCCAACAUCCGAGCCCACCUGGAGGCGAGUGCGGAGCGCUGGUCACGUCUUCUGGGCCUCCUCGAGGAGCUAUGGCGUUGGAUCUGCACGAAGGACGAGGAGCUGGCCAAGCAGAUGCCUGUCGGAGGGGAUGUGCCCACUUUGCUGCAGCAGCAGAACCACUGCAUGACUCUUUGCUCUGAACUGAAGGAACGCGAGCAUUUGGUAAUCAGCACUUUGGACCAGGCCAGGAUGUUUCUCGCUGACCAACCCAUUGAGGGACCUGGAGAGCCGCGGAAAAAUCUGCAGCCAAAGACCGCAGAACUCACCCCAGAGGAGAAGGCCCGAGGACUGGCCCGAGCCAUCCGCAAGCAGACUGGGGAGGUGAGGGAGCGGUGGGAGCGGCUGAAGGGCCACGUGGGAGGCUGGCAGGCUCAGGUGGAGCAAGCUCUGGAGCGACUCCAGGACCUGCAGAGCUCCAUGGACCAACUCGACCUGCAUUUGACACGGGCAGAGGAGACCAAAGCUACCUGGCAGCCGGUGGGCGACCUGCUCAUCGACUCUCUUCAGGACCACAUCGAUAAGACAUCAGCCUUCAGGGAGGAGAUCACCCCCCUCCGUCAGGAUGUCCGGGUAGUCAACGAGCUUGCUGCUGAGCUCACACCGCUGGACAUCCAGCUGUCUUCUACUGCCUCCAGACAACUGGAUCAACUCAACAUGAGAUGGAAGAGUCUGCAGGUAGCGGUGGAGGACAGACUGAAACUCCUUCAGGAAGCGCACAGGGACUUUGGCCCCUCCUCUCAGCAUUUCCUCUCCACAUCUGUACAGCUCCCCUGGCAACGUGCAGUCUCUCAGAACAAGGUUCCCUACUACAUAAAUCACCAAACACAGACGACCUGCUGGGAUCAUCCAAAGAUGACGGAGCUCUACCAAUCUCUAGCGGACUUGAAUAAUGUGAGAUUCUCAGCGUACCGGACAGCCAUGAAGAUUCGCAGACUGCAAAAGGCUCUUUGCUUGGACCUGCUGGAUCUCAGUGUUGCCCAGAACACCUUUGAGCAACACAAACUCACCAACAACAGCCACCUGCUCUCCGUCCCAGAUGUCAUCAACUGCCUGACGUCCAUCUACGACGGCCUGGAGCAGGAGCACAAAGACCUGGUCAACGUGCCUCUCUGCGUUGACAUGUGCCUCAACUGGCUGCUCAACGUUUAUGACACCGGCCGCAGUGGGAAGAUCCGCGUUCUCUCCAUGAAGAUCGGCUUGCUGUCUCUCUCCAAGGGGCACUUGGAGGAGAAGUACAAAUAUCUCUUCAGCCAGGUAGCGUCAGCCGGUGACACGUGUGACCAGAGGCAGCUCGGUCUGCUGCUCCACGAAGCCAUCCAGAUCCCCAGGCAGCUGGGGGAGGUGGCCGCGUUCGGGGGGUCCAACAUCGAACCGAGCGUCCGCAGCUGCUUCCAGCAUGUGAACAACAAGGUGGAGCUGGAGCCUCGGCAGUUUGUGGACUGGAUGCGGCUGGAGCCUCAGUCGAUGGUCUGGCUCCCCGUCCUGCACAGGGUGGCUGCCGCAGAGACGGCCAAACAUCAGGCCAAGUGUAACAUCUGCAAAGAGUGUCCGAUUGUGGGCUUCAGGUACCGCAGUUUGAAGCACUUCAACUACGACGUGUGUCAGAGCUGCUUCUUUUCUGGGCGUACUGCCAAGGGCCACAAGCUCAACUACCCCAUGGUUGAAUACUGCACGCCGACAACAUCAGGCGAGGACAUGAGAGAUUUCACCAAAGUGCUGAAGAACAAAUUCCGAUCGAAAAAGUACUUUGCCAAGCAUCCGCGGCUGGGUUACCUGCCAGUCCAGACAGUCUUGGAGGGAGACAACAUGGAGACUCCCGUCACUCUCAUCAGCAUGUGUCCGGAGCAGUAUGAGCUGUCCCAGACACCUCAGCUCUCUCACGACGACACCCACUCCAGGAUAGAGCAGUAUGCCAGCAGGUUGGCUCAGAUGGAGCGCUCCAAUGGCUCUCUGCCCACGGACAGCAGCUCAGCUACAGGAAGCAUGGAUGACGAACACGCUCUGAUCAUCCAGUACUGCCAGACGCUGGGCGGAGAGGGCUCCCCGUCCAGCCAGCCGCAGAGUCCUGCCCAGAUACUACAGGCUGUGGAGAGGGAGGAGAGAGGCGAGCUGGAGCGGAUCAUCGCCCAACUGGAGGAGGAACAGAGGGCCCUGCAGAGGGAGUACGAACAGCUAAGAGAACAGCAUGGCCAACGAGGCGCCCCAGCUGCAACGCCCUGGGAGUCGGAGGGCCAGUCCGCUCUUCCUGACGAGGCUGAUCUUCUGGCUGAAGCCAAGCUGCUGCGACAACACAAAGGCCGGCUGGAGGCGCGCAUGCACAUCCUGGAGGAACACAACAAGCAGCUGGAGUCGCAGCUCCACCGCCUGCGACAGCUACUGCACCAGCCGGAGGCGGACUCGAGAGUAAACGGAGCAUCAUCCCCCACUGUGCAAGAUAGAGGACCACUUAUGGAAAACUCGGAAGAGCUGCUUGCCCCCCACAACAGCAGCUCUGACCUGGCAGAUGUAAUGGAGCAGAUUAACAACUCCUUUCCUGCAUGCAGUCCCUCAAGCCUCUCCUCAAGACCACAGGCCAUGUGAAGACUAGCAUCAUUCCCAAACAAAAACAAUUCCCUGCCCCAAAAUCCCAAAGACGCACAGGAGCAGACAGCCGAACUAGUUUUACCAUCUCGUCUUGUACUAUGCAACUGUAGAUUGUACCCGAACUUGAUUGAACUCGUGUCAGUUUUAUUUCUUUCUUUAGAUUUCCAGAUGUACUGUAUAGGAAAAAAUAUGGUUUCUUACAAAAGAUUGGUUUGGGAUUUUGUGAUCGGAUUUUGCCUUCACUGGGAAAUCAAACUGUUACAUUUUGUGUCA